This is a messenger RNA of Hemisphaericaspora subhashii, 969 nucleotides long. Its product is annotated as U1 snRNP complex subunit. Lineage: Eukaryota; Fungi; Ascomycota; Pichiomycetes; Serinales; Debaryomycetaceae. The coding region runs from base 1 to 969 and encodes 322 amino acids. The record is from RefSeq and is a predicted model, not a curated record. Gene Ontology annotation, cellular component: U2-type prespliceosome; precatalytic spliceosome; U1 snRNP. The transcript has a single exon. Gene Ontology annotation, biological process: mRNA splicing, via spliceosome. Gene Ontology annotation, molecular function: U1 snRNA binding; mRNA binding.
AUGAAGAUUGAUAAUACCGAAAAAUAUCCAAUAAAUAUCCAGAAAUUAUUCUCACCCAAACCUCCAUUUCGAUACCUUCCACCAACAGAUAUUCCACCCGAGAAACGAAAAACCAAUUCCAUAACUCCAAUAUCCAACCUCAAACAACAGAUAAACCAAUACAUAGCCACCGAUCUCCCACAAAUAGAACAACAACAAUCCGCCAAUUCCCAACCCCAAACCUCCAACCAUCAACGUCUCCAACAAGCAGCGGAAUUAAAACGAAAACAAAACCAAGAAUCAUAUAAACGACAACUCGCCCAAUGGAAUGAUGCUGAAUUGUUUGCCAAAAAUGAGAAAGAAUUCAUGAAGGAUCCAUAUCGUACAGUAUUCAUCUCUAGAUUGGAUUACCAACUUACUGAACUUGAUAUAUCGUCAGCAUUUCUGAAAUAUGGCGUUAUUGAAUCCAUUCGAAUCAUUCGAGAUCACCAAGGGAAAUCAAGAGGAUAUGGAUUUAUCGUAUAUGAACGAGACGUGGAUGCCAAGAACGUGAUUAGUGAAUUGAGUCGUAGUGGGUUACAAUUGAAUGGCAGGAAUGUGUUGGUGGAUAUGGAAAGAGGAAGAAUAAUUAGAAAUUGGAGACCGAGAAGAUUGGGUGGAGGAGAAGGUGGGAGAGGAUAUUUAAAGAGUGGAAGAGUGAGUUCGGCAGCUGCGACGGCGAGAAGAGUGCAUAUUGCUAAUAACCCGAAUUAUCUGUUUCAACUGCAACAUCAUCAUCAACAGCAAGCACCUACAAUUCCUCAAUAUGCUAGUCAACAUCAACCAGGAUAUCAAAGUCAUCUGAAUGGUAUAAAGAAACCAGAUACAAAGGUUUCUAUUAGAGAUAAAUAUGCAAAGUAUUCAAGUAGUAGUUCUCCGCCGACUUCCACCAGUACUUCUUAUACUGGAACUAAUACUGAUCGUUCAAUACGAAGUAUUAGACAGUCAUAG